Mandrillus leucophaeus (drill) is the source of this 1767-nucleotide messenger RNA. RefSeq names its product von Willebrand factor C domain containing protein 2-like (gene VWC2L). Gene Ontology annotation, cellular component: AMPA glutamate receptor complex. Gene Ontology annotation, molecular function: protein binding. Gene Ontology annotation, biological process: negative regulation of BMP signaling pathway. The coding region runs from base 838 to 1506 and encodes 222 amino acids. The record is from RefSeq and is a predicted model, not a curated record. The transcript is spliced from 4 exons. Lineage: Eukaryota; Metazoa; Chordata; Mammalia; Primates; Cercopithecidae.
AGUGCGACUGCUUGUAGAGCACUCUAGCCUCGUCUAAAGCAGCUCGGGGAUUUCAACAGAGCUGGGCUCAGAAGCCAGUUGUUGGCGCUGUCCGUGGUGCUGAGGAAUUCCCGGCUGCCGGCAGAAUGAGCUCCAAAUCAGCAAUCUGCAAACUGCUCUUACUGAUGCAGAAACCCAGCUAAAGUUGCUCCUUUCCUUCACGUCCACAGUUAGUAUUUUCCGGUGUGUAACAGGGGAUUCAAGCAACAUACUGUGGACGAUGGUGAUGGUAUUGCCAGCGGAGUGGGCUUUAAGCUACAGCAUGCUGUUGCUGUUUGUGAUCCUCCGAGCCUAGCCAAAUCACCUCUACUGCCGUAGCAAACACUGUGUAAGUGAACUCAUGUGUGGAGGAGGCGUAAUCAGCCGGGAAAUUUCAUAGAAGGAUCUAAGAAAAUGCUAAAAAUAAGUUCAACAUGAUUCUGCUACUGGGGUCUGGAUUUCUACAGGACCAGCAUUGCUUCUUGCUUUGAAUUCUGAAGACAGGUCGAAAGCAAAUUUCUUAUGUGUUUCUGCUGUGUUUCUUUCUGGAAGGGCGGGAGACUGCUUCUUUACUGUGUUUUGAAAUGGGAGGUAGAAAGAAUGGAUUGCCUUUAAUUCAUGCCUAAAAAUGUAUUCUUUGGGUAAUUAAAGAGGAACUGCUUUCUUAAAACAUAGCUGACCUUUUAGUUCAUUUUGGGCUGUGACCCCUACCACCACCAUUAACCUCCAGAGUGAUUAGCCUACCCCUCUUGUAUUCCCAUGGAAGGAGCUGAGUGUAUUUAAUAUUAGGAGUACAUCCAGAAGUCUUUGAAGAGGGGGAUGGCUCUUCAUAUUCAUGAAGCUUGCAUACUUCUGUUGGUCAUCCCUGGAUUGGUCACCUCUGCUGCUAUCAGUCAUGAAGACUAUCCUGCUGAUGAAGGUGACCAGAUCUCCAGUAAUGACAAUCUGAUCUUUGAUGACUAUCGAGGGAAAGGGUGUGUCGAUGACAGCGGCUUUGUAUACAAGUUGGGAGAACGAUUUUUCCCCGGGCAUUCCAACUGUCCGUGUGUCUGUGCUCUAGAUGGACCUGUUUGCGACCAACCAGAAUGCCCUAAAAUUCACCCAAAGUGUACUAAAGUGGAACACAAUGGAUGCUGUCCUGAGUGCAAAGAAGUAAAAAACUUCUGUGAAUAUCACGGGAAAAAUUACAAAAUCUUGGAGGAAUUUAAGCCCUCUCCAUGUGAAUGGUGUCGCUGUGAGCCCAGCAAUGAAGUUCACUGUGUUGUAGCAGACUGCGCAGUUCCUGAGUGUGUCAACCCAGUCUAUGAACCAGAACAAUGUUGUCCUGUCUGCAAAAAUGGUCCAAACUGCUUUGCAGGAACUACAAUAAUUCCAGCUGGCAUUGAAGUGAAAGUGGACGAAUGUAACAUCUGUCACUGUCACAACGGGGACUGGUGGAAGCCUGCUCAGUGUUCAAAACGUGAAUGCCAAGGCAAGCAGACUGUGUAGGACAAACUUCCAACCAACGACAAGUUCUUAGGAAAGGAUGCUAUGGCUUCAACACUGCACAUGUUUAACACAAAACAAAACAAACUCCUGCCAGCUACAACAGGGUCACCAGCAAAACCUUCUAGGGUUGACAAAAGUGAAUAUUUUACUAAGAGGAAAUUUCUCUUUCUCUCUUGCUAUAUAAAAUAUAUAUAGUAUAUAGCUAUCUAAAUCGCUUUUGUAUUUACCAAUGCUUGAUGGUGACUUGACGAACGGAUUUCU